Plasmodium fragile is the source of this 714-nucleotide messenger RNA. Its product is annotated as ribose 5-phosphate isomerase A. Gene Ontology annotation, molecular function: ribose-5-phosphate isomerase activity. NCBI's taxonomy places the organism in Eukaryota, Apicomplexa, Aconoidasida, Haemosporida, Plasmodiidae. The record is from RefSeq and is a predicted model, not a curated record. The transcript is spliced from 5 exons. Bases 1 to 714 code for a protein of 237 amino acids. Gene Ontology annotation, biological process: pentose-phosphate shunt, non-oxidative branch.
AUGGACAACCUGAAAAGGCGCGUGGCCUACAAAGCGGUCGACGACUACGUCCAGUCUAACAUGACCAUAGGACUUGGGACCGGUACCACUGUGUUCUAUGUCCUUGAGAGGAUGGAGGAGUUAAUGCGAAAUGGGCAGAUCAAGAAUGUGGUUUGUAUCCCCACGAGCAUCGACACGGAAAUAAAGGCCAAAGAUUUAGGCAUCCCUCUGACGACGCUAAAAAAAAAUUCCCACAUCGAUAUAGCCAUAGACGGUGCUGAUGAAAUUGACAUGGACUUAAAUUUGGUCAAAGGUCGAGGCGGGGCUCUCGUGAGGGAGAAGUUAGUUGCCUCCAGUGCAUCCGUUUUUAUAAUCAUUGUUGAUGAGUCCAAACUCUGCACAAACGGUCUGGGCACCAAGGGAACAGUGCCGAUUGAAAUCCUCUCCUUUGGACAUGAGAAAAUAAUUCAGAAUCUUCUGAAAAUUCCUUCCCUCCAAAACUGCAAGUACAAAUUGCGGGAGAAGAAUGGGCAGGUGUACAUAACGGAUAACAACAACUACAUCGUCGAUUUGUACUUCGCCAACCCGAUCGAGGAUUUGCUGGACACGUGCCAUAAGAUAAAGAUGACCACGGGCGUUGUAGACCACGGGAUUUUCGUAAACAUGACGAGCGUGGCUCUGAUAAGCAAACACGACGGGACGGUCCUGAAGUUGGACAAGCACGCAGGAAGUUGA